AUGGGAAAAUGGCGGCUGGACUACAAAAACAGCGUGGCGGCACGAGCCGCGUCGCAUGUCGCCGUCAGUGCCGCCGCCGCGGACUCCAAGGGCCGCUACUUCGUCGGACACCGACGCGACGGCGUUGCUCUCCGCUACGUGCUCGACUACCUUCGCAGCUCAGAAGGUGAUCCGGCCGGAGAAUUUCCAGAGGACCGAGCGGCUGCUGCAGAGGCCGAGUUCUUCCGGCUGCCGAGCUGGAGGAGGCGCUCAAGUCGACCGAGCAUCGGCCGACUGCGGGUGGGCGGCGAGCGCUCGCGGGCUGCGUGAACCGUCGGCUACCGCGGCACGUCGCGCUUCGGCCGCGACGGCCUGGCCGACGUCAAGUUCCGCAAGCUGGCGCGCAUCCUGGUGUCGGGCCGCGUCACGCUCUGUCGCGAGGCGUUCGGCGAGACGCUCAACGAGUCACGUGACCCGGACCGGGGUCACGUGGACCGCUACACCAGCCGCUUCUUUCUCAAGCACUCUUUCCUCGAGCAGGCGUUCGACAUGCUGUACGACGCCGGCUUCCGCCUGGUGGCCAGCUGCGGCUCCAGCACGGCCGGCAUCCCGGGGGUCUCGGAGAAGCCCGGCUCCGACUCGGAGGAGAACCCCGCUGGAAAUCACUACAAUGAGUUCGUCUUCGUACGCGACUGA
Pollicipes pollicipes is the source of this 675-nucleotide messenger RNA. RefSeq names its product BTB/POZ domain-containing protein KCTD12-like. The record is from RefSeq and is a predicted model, not a curated record. NCBI's taxonomy places the organism in Eukaryota, Metazoa, Arthropoda, Thecostraca, Pollicipedomorpha, Pollicipedidae.